Molecule: messenger RNA, 1361 nt
Organism: Musa acuminata subsp. malaccensis (wild Malaysian banana)
Lineage: Eukaryota; Viridiplantae; Streptophyta; Magnoliopsida; Zingiberales; Musaceae
Source: RefSeq, a predicted model, not a curated record
CUCUCUCUCUCUCUUCUUCUUCUUCUUGUGAUUUCCAUGGUCUGAAACCUCUGAAGGAGAUAAGAGAGGAGGAUGUGUUACGUAGGGAAAGCGACCAAGAUCUUCUUCUUCCUCGUAGGGGCGCUCAUGGUGGUGGGCCUCGUCGUCGGCUUCGGCCUCGUCCGGCACGGCUGGGCACACAAGGCCGCCGCCCAGCCUUGCCAGUCAUCGUCGUUGACCGUCGCCGGAUGCCGGCCCAUCUUCCCCGACCCCAUUCCCGCCGACACCGCCACCGCCUCCACGGCCCCACCCUUCCCCGCGGCCGCCAUUCCCGCGGGCACGAUCCCCGUGCCGCCUCCGCCGCCCGCUGCCACCGACGUUCCCACGCCGCCCACCACGCCGCCACCGACCGUAAUCCUGCCGCCUGCGCCGCCCACAGCCACCGCCACCGACGUUCCCCCGCCGGCCAGUUCCACGGCCGCGCCGCCGCUUGUCAGCUUCGGCCCACCAAGUCCGGUUUACCAAGCGCUCGGCCCGGCCCAUGCAUAGAGGACAAAUAGACCGCUGAACCACCUUAGACUUACCUUUCAUUACUUGGUUUCUUUUUUCUUAUUUUAAUAGUAAUUUUCUUUCAAUUUCUUUUGUUUUUUUGGGGGGGGAAGGAACUCAUGAAGGCUAUUAGGUAAUCUUCUUUUCCUUGUUCUUAACAUUUGGAACUCGAGAUUAAUUUGGGAUGAUUGGAAUAAAUUCAUGUGGGGGAAUUAUUCACAAUAUUGAUCAUCUCUUCUCGCUCUUUCUUCCUAUCCUUAACUAUUUGAUUUAGGCUCAAGAAAAGGAUUAAAAGGCUAAGUUUUUAUGCUCACUGUUAAUUAAUGAAACAUAAUGCACUACAAUUAUCAUUCUUUUUUCUUAAUUCUUUAUUUUCAUCACCACCGGAUAAGAUUUCUCUUUUCGGAGUCACCAUCCAUGGAUGACAUCAGAGGCUUGGAGUCGUUGCCUGACAUGAAGUAAUGCUUGGAUCACACAGACCACAGAAAAAAGAGAUGUCACAAGAGUUCAUGCCUGCAAAGAAGAACACAAGUACACACCACUGCAGGAUGAGAGAGAGAGCUGUUGUUGGAAGUGGUCAUAUUUUGCCCAUUAAUAUCAUAUUCUGAAGAGAGAGAGAGAGAGAGAGAGAGAGAGAAAGAAGAACAUGAAGCUACAGCAAUGUCCUCUUUCUUUCUCCUUGUAUCUGAGAAGUGGAGUGGCUGUAGCCUUUGUCUGCAUGUUCUUCCCUGACACUCAUGUGUGGUUGCUGCUCCUAUUUGGAAUCUUUAUCUGCUCCCUGUCAGUAGACAACACAAGAUGCCAAUUUCUAAUGCCACUACUGUUCUUUAAUA